Molecule: messenger RNA, 1449 nt
Organism: Mycena citricolor
Lineage: Eukaryota; Fungi; Basidiomycota; Agaricomycetes; Agaricales; Mycenaceae
Source: the annotation of a GenBank genome assembly
CGCACAAUUACAGCACGCAGCACACGGGAUGUCGCGUUGCCUCGAAACGGACUUGGUGUUACGUCGAAAGCGCGGGGAUCCGGCUGAGACCAUGCUGUACUACCGUUGGUGGACUCUUAGCCCUCUCUACCCACAGUGCAUUUCCCUUGCUAAAAGCUGUCUGUCCCAAAUAACGGGCUUGUCAGUGGCAGGCCUAAAGCGAUCAAUAAUAGGACCGGGUUUGCCAUCACUGUCUUAGUCGGCUUGGCUUGAUGAUCCCAAGUCAAGAAAUCCCAUCUCUCUCUUACCGGUUCGAACAGCUGAAGAACUAACAUGAGCUUCCAGUUUCUUUCGCAUUACGCUGUCUCAAUGCGAUGGGCUGCGUUACCGAGGAGGGCUUGGAAGGAGGGCCAGUCAAGAAGUGCAAAGCGAUGUCAUAGACUGCUCGGCCAUAAUCAAGAUGACUCUCACAGUUUGCCUCCUUUACUCCGCCGGACGGUUAAACUAUCGUCUCAAACGCCGAGAAGAAGCGUUGCGAUCGCUUGUGGGCGUCGUAUCGAUGGCGAACGGCUCCUUCCCGGGGGAUUAGGGUGGGUAUAUAUGAGGAGACGACUUUUUGGGUUCUGCAGCCUGUCCGGUCUGCCUCGACAUUCCACCAUCUCUAAUUCACCAUGUCCACUACCAUACGCUCUGUGUUCAUCACCGGUGCCAACCAAGGUCUGGGCUAUAACACUGUGCAUCAGCUCGCGCAGACACCGAAUAUGGUUCUCUUCAUGGGUGCUCGCCGGAUGGCCGCGGCCGAGGAGGCCAUCACUCAGUUGACUCCGGAUAUCCAUCCCACGUCCCGCGUCUUCCCGGUCUACAUCGAUCUCGCCAACGAGAAAUCCAUCCCGGAGGCUAAGGAAACCGUCGCAGCGAAGCUGAAAGAGCUGAACGUCCCGGGCCUGGACUUCCUGAUCAACAACGCUGCCAACUCGGAGGGCCCCGAUAUUCUCGUGUUGACGAUUAACAUUGCGUCGACCAUUGCGAUCAAGGACACUUUCUAUCCGCUGCUCAACAAGGGCGGCGAGAUAAUCAACAUCUCUUCCGACCUCGGCUCGCAGGCUCUCCACGCAGCCCGCCCUCCGAUCCGCCCACCUCCGAAGCUCAAGACUUACUGCGCGACCAAGGCCGCGAUGAACAACCUCACGCUGCAGUGGGCGUUCGAGGAGGAGGAGAAGGGGACCGGUAUCCGCGUUGUGGCGAUCUGCCCUGGUCUCAACGCGACAAGCAUGGCCCACUUCAUGGCCAUCGGGAUGCAUCCGUCUGAGGGAUGCAAAGUGAUGGUCAAGGAGGUCUUGACACCCUCGGGAAAAAGCGGCGUGUUUUUCAACAAGGACGGCCCACUGCCUUGGUAGUCGUCACCCUUCGUAUAAUCUAGAUAGCCUAUAUUUAAACAGCAAUGGCACGCUAGUCCGGUAAUCAACCAGA